AUGAUGACGCAUGUGGGCGUGUAUGCGUUAGACCGUUCCCUUUUUGUGGCCGUGCAAUGGCGGUGGCUGAUCAUUGAUGAAAUAAGCAUGGUCAGCGCUGAGCUGCUGGCAAGAAUGGAUUUACGAUGCCGAGAGCUAGUGCGCGAUCUAGCGCAGAGCAAGUACGCCCCGGGCAGCGCACACGCGCAGCCCUUCGGAGGGUUGAACGUACUAGUGGCAGGUGAUUUAUGGCAAUUGCCACCACCACGCGGAACCUUUUUGGGGGAAGUGCCUUGGGAAAUGCUGACCAAGGGGAGCAGCAAAAAAGUCGCCCACACCGUGCAUGGGCAAAAGCUUGUGUGGGGCUCGCAGACGGAGAACAGCAUCAUCCACGGCAUCACAGAACUCGAGCAAUGUGAGCGCACGCGAGACACAUGGCUGCAGACGCUGCAGCAGCAGAUUCGGGAAGGUGCCUUGAGCGCCGACAAUCACGCCUUCCUCCAUGGGCACGACACAGGUGUCCCGGGAAGUUGGUCUGGCGAAAAAUUGGACUGCGAAAACGCAGCGUGCCAGCAACUGCUGCAGAGGAAAGUCGUCCCUGCUCGCAUUCGCAGACUCGAGUGCAAGCAAUGCCAGCACGAACGCGCCUCGAAAAAGCGAGUGUUGGAAGGAAACAUGAGGGGUGAUGAGCAAAGGAAGCUAGAGCAAGCAAAGGCUGUGUUUGCGACGAAUGCGGUGAAGUACCACGUCAACAAGCUGCGGGCGCUAAACUGGGCACGCCAGCACGGGCAGGCGGUCAAAUAUGCCAUUGCAAAAGACACAAUUUCCAGCCGGGCGUUGCAAGAAAAACCGGACUUGGGCAAAGACAAGUUGACAUGGCUGCAACGUCACGAUCAGGACUGUGGCGGGCUGUACGGGGUUUUGCCCUUGUGCAUCGGCAUGCCGGUCACGGCAACCGAUCACUUGGAUCGCCGCAGAGGCAUACUGAAGGGAUGUCCGGGCACAGUUGUUGGAUGGAGCUGGCAUGAAGCAGCGGGCGCCGCAGCAGGGAGUACGACACAGAUUUGGAAUGAGCUCCCAAGUUGUGUCUUUGUCCGGUUCCAGACCAAGUCAGAGUGGCGAGUGCAGGGGCUGGCCACGGACAACGUGUUUCCGGUGACGCUCCAACGGCAAGCGUGGCAUCUGGACAAAGGCCGAAAGCGGCCCAUGCUGCGGGUGGUGCGACGGCAAUUUCCGUUGGCACCCGGGUUUGCCACCACGGCGCACGCAGCGCAGGGCCAAACUUACGCAGAAGGGGCAGUCACGGACAUGCAGAUCGGCGAAGGCGGAGACCCGCUGACCGCAUACAUCGCUGUGACGCGAGUGAAAGAUAGACACGGGUUACACAUAUACAGACCAUUCGAUGCUGCACCCUAUCAGAAAGGACGCAGCGUAGGGAGAGCUUUGCUGUUGCAGGCCUGGCGCGGAGAGAGCAUUGACUGGGCAACGUUGCGCAUGCGGCACCGCGAGGAGGAAGUGUGUAGCGAGUGCCGCGAAAGCAAACCCAGAAGCGGGUACAGCGCCGGGCAAUGGAAACGGGACGCGGACGCACGUGUGUGCAGAGAAUGCGUGCGCAACUACGCGGCCAACAACACGCCCUGGCAAUGCAACAGUUGCAAGGCAUGGAAGCACGAAGACGCCUUUGCUAGAAUGUACACGCGCCCCGCAUGCACGUUCUACCGCGUGUGCCAGACGUGCGAGGCACAGAAGCGGUGCUACAAGUGCGGUACGGCCAAGCCGGAAAGUGCAUUCGGGGCGGCCGCGUGGACAGGGCGCCAUGCACACCGACGUGUCUGCAGGGACUGCGCCAUGAAAGUGAAGGGUGCAUGGCGCUGCGCCGUGUGCGCGGAACGUAAGGCGUGCAAUGACUUCAGCGCCUGGUCCAGGCAGCGCACUGCGCCGCAAAACGGAACGCAGCGUUGCAACGCUUGCGUCCUCAGCGCGGCCCAGCGCGCAGCAGCGCAGCACGCAAACGACGGACGUGCGCGGUGCAGAGGACGGCCUGCCCGGGCGGAUGCACCGGUCGACAGCUGCCACGGGCAGCGGUGGCCACGAAGUGUCGCUCAUAGAGCCAUACGGCGCCUGGCUGCGACGCGGACGAAAGUAGCCGAAGAAAAGAGACAGCAAGUCAUAGGUCUUGUACGGGAAGAGAUCGCUGACCAUGUGCGACAGAAGCAAGCCGAGGAUGAGGUGCUCUUUCCCCGGGCGCAGGAGCCGAACCGGAGCAAAGAAAGCCAGACGGCUCAAAGCAAGACGGAACCGGAGGCACAAAGGCUCUCCACAGACAGCAUGCCGUCGCGCAAACGCCGCAUGGAACCACGACAAGACAAGCGCGCACAGCCGACGCCCACCAAGACCCAGCCCCGCACUCAGACAAUGCAAGUAGCACAGGCAGAGCCUGCAGCGAAGUGUGCAGAAGACGUGUCGGUGAGCAGCCAAGCCAGGACAGCGCCUCCGCCACAACGAAAGUCGCAGGCAAAGCCGCAACAAGCGACGCAAGCCACCCCGACCGUCGCGCAGACGACAAACGCACCGCCGGCAAAGUUGGCUGGACAGACGGCCGCCGCGGAAACGUUCCAAUAUGCGUGUCCGUUUUGUGAGGUGUCUGUGACCAGCACUGUGCGCACAGGCCAAGUAGAUCACCGCCGUGUGUGCGGGAAGUUGUUUCGUGUCAAAGACGGACACGUUGCCGCCAAGAACUUAGUCUAUGCGUGUCCAUUUUGCAAUGGAACUGUGGCGAGUAACGUGAGGACAGGGCGGGUAGAUCACCGAACCGUGUGCGGCAACCGAUUCCAUGUGAAAGAAGGCACGGUUAGCACACAGACGCGGCAGCAUGAGGUGCUCGCUCCCCGGGCGCAGGAGCCGAAUCGGAGAAAAGAACGCCAGAUGGCGCAAAGCAAGACGGAACCGGAGGCACAAAGGCUCUCCACAGACAGCCUGCCGUCGCGCAAACGCCACAUGGAACCACAACAAGACAAGCAAGCACAGCCGACGCCCACCAAGACCCAGCCCUGCACACAGACAACGCAAGUAGCACAGGCAGAGCCUGCAGCGAAGCGUGCAAAACACGUGUCGGUGAGCAGCCAAGCCAGGACAGCGCCGCCGCCACUACGAAACUCGCAUGCAAAGCCGCAACAAGAGACGCAAGCCACCCCGACAGCCGCGCAGACGACACUCGCACCGCCGGCAAAGUUGGCUGGACAGACGGCCGCCGAGGAAAUCUUCCAUUAUGCGUGUCCUUUUUGUGAGGUGUCUGUCACCAGCACUGUGCGCACAGGCCAAGUAAAUCACCGCCGUGUGUGCGGGAAGUUUUUUCGUGUCAAAGACGGACACGUUGCCGCGAAGAACUUAGUCUACGCGUGUCCAUUUUGCAAUGGAACUGUGGCAAGUAACGUGAGGACAGGGCAGAUAGAUCACCGAACCGUGUGCGGCAACCAGUUCUGUGUGAAAGAAGGCGAUCGUCCUGAGGAGUUCUAUGCCCUGUCCACCAGCGAACAGGCUGAUCGAGUAUGGCAGGGAUUGUUUGUGGGCGGCUCGAGGCUGUCAGCCUUGGGCUUGCAGAAGGAGCUUGCACGACGCGACCUCGAUGCCAUCCGUCGCUGGCGCCCACGUGGGCAAGAAGGUACUGUGGACAGGAUGCAGUGA
Molecule: messenger RNA, 3663 nt
Organism: Durusdinium trenchii
Lineage: Eukaryota; Dinophyceae; Suessiales; Symbiodiniaceae
Source: the annotation of a GenBank genome assembly